GAAAGCUUCGAUUUUACAUUACAACUGUAGCGCAUCUCUACCACAGGCACCGGCACGCACACGACCUAAAAUAUCACAAGAAAAAGGGGAAAGAACUUCCCCGGAAACCUGAAUUUUGCCGCUGGGUGCUUCAAUUUAUCUCAUCUCGAUCUCAAGAUUGACGCUUUUAUAUGUUUCAGACUUGAUCUAAUGCUUAUUUUCUGGUUAGACGGCAUUGCGAUUCGUUCGUUGUAUUAGCGAAUUGGGAUUUAAUUGAUUGCUAGGGUUGGAUUUUUGAAUUGGGAUUUGUUUCUCUUUGAUUUGAAUGUUUCUGUAGUUAUAUAUUGUUCUGAUUUUAGUAUGGGUGGAUAUAGGAUUUGCUUGAUUCAGAUCCAAUGAAACGAGAUUGUUAAAUUCUCGUGCCAGAGCCAGCGAGAGGAUUCUUGAAGAGAAAUGGGCAUCUCUUGAAUUUCAUUGUCAAUUUGAGAGUGUGAAAGGGGUAUAUAGCAUAGAGAAGUCUAUAACUGUUGGGAAAUCGAUUUUCUUCACCCCACGAGUUUGUAAUUCGUAUUUCCAUUGUACUGAAAGAAGUUGGAUUCUGUUCAAUUUAAGAGUAUAGUAAUUGAGAAGCUAGAACCGAUUGACUUCUGGAGUCAUGUUCUAUGGUGCAGUUGUAUGGGACCCUUGGCUCAUUGUUGCCCAAAUUGUUUGCCUUCAAUGUUUGUAUUACCUCACUCUUGGUAUAUUGCUCGCGACUCUCGUUGGGACUCGCGUUUCUCGGAUCAGCCUUGUUUACUUCUUUGAUUAUGCUACAAUAACUGUUUCCACAGCCACUGGUUGGUGUGUUAUUGCUUCAUUCCUGCUAAGUGCAAUUGCUGGAGCAGGUUAUCUGGUUUAUUUGAUCGAAAGAGCAAAGAAGUGCUUAGAUUUUGCAGCCACACUUUAUAUAUUCCACCUUUUCAUUUGUAUCAUUUAUGGAGGGUGGCCUUCCUCAAUGACUUGGUGGGUUGUGAAUGGUACUGGGCUUGUAGUGAUGUCAUUGCUGGGUGAAUAUCUGUGCAUCAAACGUGAACUGCGAGAAAUUCCUAUAACACGAUUGCGUUCAAAUGUCUGAGCGCAUGACAUUCAAAUUGCAAGGACCACCUCUUCAUGUGUGCGAUUUUUUGGUGGCUUAUCUUAUUAAAUUUCCCUAGCUAGUGGAUAAAGCUGAUGAAAAGCCAGAGAUCAAAUUAGUAUCAAGGAAGAGGAACUAGUUUGAGAUAUGAUGACCGACCGUAAAUAUAGAAAAUAAUUGAGAUUGGUGCGCCGGUUUAUAAACUAGUGUUUUGAAUUAUUGGAAGGUUUACAUGAGUACAGGAAGUUUUUGUAACAUGGGGAAAGGGGAAGAGGGUCACUUCCAAUGGUGAAAAAAACGAUGACUGAUGGCUAUAUGAGCUUUAUUCCUUUUUUGUUUUAAUGGUUAAAGGAGAUAUAUUAUUAGUUGCUUUUAUUCUUUUAAUUCUUCACACUUAGUUUGGAACGAGACUUAUUUUCCUCUUUCUUUCUCCUCAUUUUGCUAUGUGAAGUUUCAAUGACAGUGAAUAGCCAUGAAUAUAAUGAAAAUUUAGCAUGUAAA
Molecule: messenger RNA, 1594 nt
Organism: Benincasa hispida (wax gourd)
Lineage: Eukaryota; Viridiplantae; Streptophyta; Magnoliopsida; Cucurbitales; Cucurbitaceae
Product: structural molecules protein
Biological process (GO): Golgi to plasma membrane protein transport; Golgi to endosome transport; protein localization to Golgi apparatus
Cellular component (GO): trans-Golgi network; Golgi membrane
Source: RefSeq, a predicted model, not a curated record